Messenger RNA from Drosophila arizonae, 584 nucleotides. RefSeq names its product ribonuclease P protein subunit p20 (gene Rpp20). NCBI's taxonomy places the organism in Eukaryota, Metazoa, Arthropoda, Insecta, Diptera, Drosophilidae. Gene Ontology annotation, molecular function: nucleic acid binding. The record is from RefSeq and is a predicted model, not a curated record. Gene Ontology annotation, cellular component: ribonuclease MRP complex; nucleus; nucleolar ribonuclease P complex. Gene Ontology annotation, biological process: tRNA 5'-leader removal.
AUAGUUAGAUGUUUUGUGCACGGUCACAAAGCAUGGGCCACUGAUUAUUGGUUUGUAGUGGCUGUUGAUAAUGGACUGUCAUCCAUCAGAACGCGGUGCAAAGCCAAAAAGCAAUCGCAACAAACAACAAAGCCAACGCAUUGUACGAAAACUUCCGCCUCGUGCAACAAACGACAAGCGAAAUAAUAUUUACAUUACAAGCAAGUCAGACUUUAAGGCCCAACAAAAACGAUGCGAGGAUCUGUUGAAUGCGGGCACUAAGGAAAUCUAUUUGCAUUGCAUGGGUUAUUCGAUAACACGUGGGCUUAAUUUGGCAUUGCGACUUAUCGAUAACUCGGACGGUGCUCUAAGCUACGCAAUAAACACAUCCACUAUCAAGCUGGUGGAUGAACUGCAUCCACUUUGUGAUGAGGACGACAUAACCUACAGACAACGCAACAAUUCCGCAUUGCACAUAAAAAUCUUCAAUAACAGUCUGUUCGAUAUUGUGGUACCCAAGCUGCCAGCACAGACGAGCUGCACAGAGGUUAACAUUAAGAAGCCACAAAAGAAACAGAAAUAGAGAGAGAAUCAUGUUUAAACUG